This is a messenger RNA of Arabidopsis lyrata subsp. lyrata, 1881 nucleotides long. Its product is annotated as probable protein phosphatase 2C 24. The coding region runs from base 580 to 1725 and encodes 381 amino acids. Gene Ontology annotation, biological process: protein dephosphorylation. Gene Ontology annotation, molecular function: cation binding; protein serine/threonine phosphatase activity. Gene Ontology annotation, cellular component: nucleus; cytosol. The transcript has 3 exons. The record is from RefSeq and is a predicted model, not a curated record. NCBI's taxonomy places the organism in Eukaryota, Viridiplantae, Streptophyta, Magnoliopsida, Brassicales, Brassicaceae.
UAUAAGUUUAUCUGUCAUAUAUAUUAAGAUUUUCUUCGAUAACGUGUCUGCUGACUAGUGACAAAACAUAAAUUAUCAGCACUAACCUUGUUAGGUUUUGAAAGUAAACAUUAGUUUAUAUCUAAACUUAGGUUAUUGAUCAUGUAAUCAAAUAUGAAAACUAACGUAAUGAAAUUCCUCAAGUUAUUUAAAUAAAGAAAACAAAACCUCCUACCUUGCGAGGAAAAGCAAUCGUGGCGCGAAGGGAACUUCCUAUGAUCUCUGCUGUGUCAAUUUGAUUGGACCACGAAUCUCGCACUCGUUACUGACGCUUACGUGGAUUAUUAUUUAUUAGCAAAGAGAAUUUAAAAAUUGUUUCUGAAGAGGCAGGAUUUGUGUAUAAAAUAGAGAAUGCAAGUAACGUGUAAUGACAUUAUUUCUCUAAUCGAAUUGUUUAUAUGAGUUUUUAUUAACUACUGAAGUAACCUAAACAAGAUUCAACAGUUCUUGAAACAUCGGAUAAAGAGUUUUGUUCUUCUUGAAAUACAAAGCAAAAUCCAUUUGAAGAGACCGGAGUUUUAGGUUUAUUUUUGCCCGGAUAUGGCGGAUAUAUGUUACGAAGUGGUGACAGACGCAUCUCCGUCGUCGGUUUAUGGAUCAACGCCGCCACAUUCACGGCGGAGACAGAGGUUUCAGACGGUGAUGAGUGAAGAUUGGGAGAAGAAUUGUAAGCGCAGUAAACAAGAGGGUUUAGCUACAAGGUGUUCUUCUAUUUCUCGAAGAUCUCAGGAUGAUUUCUCUGGGAGUAGAUUACUUAAAACGGAAACGGUAAGAGGUAAUGUCGAAGUGUCCGGCGAGUCUCCAAGAUACGGUGUAUCUUCUGUUUGCGGUAGAAGAAGAGAAAUGGAAGAUGCGGUGGCGAUUCAUCCUUCGUUUUCUUCUCGGAAGAACUCGGAGUAUCCUCAACACUACUUUGGUGUGUACGACGGUCAUGGUUGUUCCCACGUUGCAGCAAGGUGUAGAGAGAGGCUUCACAAGCUGGUGCAAGAAGAACUAAGCUCAGACGGGGAAGAGGAAGAAGAAUGGAAAACGACUAUGGAGCGUAGCUUUACGCGCAUGGAUAAGGAAGUUGUGUCGUGGGGUGAAUCUGUCGUGAGUGCAAAUUGCAAGUGUGAUCUACAAUCACCUGCUUGUGAUUCCGUUGGAUCAACCGCCGUUGUCUCGGUCAUCACGCCGGAUAAGAUCGUUGUCGCCAAUUGCGGUGAUUCUAGAGCAGUUCUCUGCCGAAAUGGAAAACCGGUCCCUUUAUCAACCGAUCACAAGCCUGAUCGUCCAGACGAAUUGGAUCGAAUCGAAGGAGCUGGUGGACGAGUCAUAUACUGGGACUGUCCGAGAGUUUUAGGGGUCUUAGCAAUGUCACGAGCAAUAGGAGACAACUAUUUGAAACCUUACGUGAGUUGCGAGCCGGAGGUAACCAUAACGGACAGGACAGACGACGACUGUCUCAUACUAGCUAGCGACGGGUUAUGGGAUGUGGUGUCAAACGAGACUGCCUGCUCCGUAGCGCGUAUGUGUCUUCGUGGUGGGCAGAAACAGGAAGGUAGUGAGGAUCCGACGAUCUCGGACAAGGCAUGUACGGAAGCGUCUGUAUUGCUGACGAAGCUGGCGUUGGCAAGGCACAGUAGUGACAACGUCAGUGUCGUAGUGAUUGAUCUCAGAAGAAAAGGAUACGUCAAUGGACACUAAUCGAAGACCAAGACAUCUCUCUUUUUCAGUUUUACUUUUUGGUGGUUCUUGGAAUACGUACGUGGUUGUAUACAAUAACAAAUUAACCCGAUUUUGUGGAAACCAGAACAAGGUUAAUCAAUACUUGAUAGAAAUGAUUAGUUGUUUUCUUCUCAA